AUGUCAGCCAAGAAGUGCUCAAGAAUAGAUCUGAAGGUUUCAUCACUUCAAAUCCAAACAAGGAAGUGUCUACCCUCUGCAGACGAGUUCAACAAUCAGCUGAUGUAUCCAUGGAGUGUUAGUCGAUCGCUUCAUCAGAGACAACCUUUUGCCGGAGUAGUUCGCAAUAUGAUAGGAGAAUAUGCACAUGAAAAUGCGCAAUUAUUGAAUGUUCGUAUAUUCCAAACUCUGCAUGGUAAAACUAAAUAUGUUCUUGUUCCAAGAAUCUACUACCGAAAAUAUUCAAAACAAGAGCGCAUGGUAUCUACCAGGUCCGGGAUGGAUCACGUGAUUACACCACAUGAUGCCUAUGCGCCGCGUGCGCCUCCUGAAAUAUCCCUCGCAAAUCUGUUGCCCGCCCUACCUACUCCAUACGCUGUGCACACCCUGAAAGAGCCCAUUCAAUAUAUAGAGUGUUUUUCAAUUGAAUACAUUUCAGUCAAAACCAAACCACUGUUGAAACAUAUGUAUAAAUGGGUGAACAACCACUACGCUGCACUGAAAAGUGCCAAGGGACCCACUGAUUUCACAACCGCUCAACAGCCACCAAUUAAUAUUGACAAACUAAGACUGUUUCCAAACCGAACGCUCAACAGCUAG
This is a messenger RNA of Lindgomyces ingoldianus, 639 nucleotides long. RefSeq lists its product as uncharacterized. The transcript is spliced from 10 exons. NCBI's taxonomy places the organism in Eukaryota, Fungi, Ascomycota, Dothideomycetes, Pleosporales, Lindgomycetaceae. The record is from RefSeq and is a predicted model, not a curated record. The coding region runs from base 1 to 639 and encodes 212 amino acids.